Messenger RNA from Cladophialophora yegresii CBS 114405, 891 nucleotides. RefSeq lists its product as uncharacterized. NCBI's taxonomy places the organism in Eukaryota, Fungi, Ascomycota, Eurotiomycetes, Chaetothyriales, Herpotrichiellaceae. The transcript has 4 exons. Gene Ontology annotation, molecular function: catalytic activity. The record is from RefSeq and is a predicted model, not a curated record. The coding region runs from base 1 to 891 and encodes 296 amino acids.
AUGAAACUCCCCUGGACGCGCCUGAUCCGGUUCGUCGCCACCGAUGGCCGGACCCUGCGCGGUGAACCCAUUCUGCCGUCCGAAGAUUUCGACCUAGGCAACGUGACCGAAGCAGACGGGUUGCAAGCCAAGGUGAUUACCGGGGACGACAUCUUCGACACCUCCGGCCAGACGAAAGUCACGGACGAGGUGGCCACGGUGAAGAAGAUCCUGGGACCGCUGACGAGGGAGGACGUCCCUGUCAUUAGGGCCAUCGGGUUGAACUACGCAAAGCAUAUCAAGGAAGCAGGACGACAACCCCCGCCUUUCCCGUUCUUUUUCUUCAAACCCACCACCUGUCUACAGGACCAUGAUGCGCCCGUGGUGAUCCCCAAGAUUGCACAGGAUGAUCAGGCAGAUUAUGAAGGCGAGCUGUGCAUCGUCAUGGGCCGCGACGCCAAGGACGUCUCCCGCGAAGACGCCCUCGACUACGUCGCGGGAUACACGGCCGGCAACGACGUCUCAUCGCGCAAGCUGCAACGAGAUCCCGAGCUGGCCGGCCGGAUCCCGCAAUGGGGGUUUUCCAAGGGGUUUGACACCUUCGCGCCCGUGGGGCCGGUGAUUGUGUCAUCGGAACUCAUCCCGGAUCCCGCGCAAUUGCACCUCAAGACGAUCAUUGACGGCGAGACGCGCCAGAGCGAGAGCGUCUCGGACUUGCUGUUCGAUUGCGCUUAUAUCGUCUCGUACUUGAGCCAGGGCACGACGCUGCAGAAGGGGCAGGUCAUCAUGACGGGGACACCAGGAGGCGUUGGCUUUGGCAUGAGUCCCCCGAGAUUCCUCAAGCCGGGCAACAAGAUGGAGAUAUCCAUAUCCAAGAUCGGCACCCUCCGCAAUGUGGUGGAGUUUGCGUGA